Molecule: messenger RNA, 1989 nt
Organism: Malaya genurostris
Lineage: Eukaryota; Metazoa; Arthropoda; Insecta; Diptera; Culicidae
Product: ATP synthase subunit beta, mitochondrial-like
Exons: 3
Coding region: 184-1698 (504 amino acids)
Biological process (GO): proton motive force-driven mitochondrial ATP synthesis; proton transmembrane transport
Molecular function (GO): ATP hydrolysis activity; proton-transporting ATP synthase activity, rotational mechanism; ATP binding
Source: RefSeq, a predicted model, not a curated record
UUCUUUACUUCAAGUAGACAUCUUGAAAAUUGCAUGAACUCUCUCUUGCUGUCAUAUUCACAGCAAUAACUCACUUCAACACGAACGGUGUAGUCUGCAAGCGUUUUCUUCAUUUUUGGACCGAAUGUCAUAAGGGCUGACGAUCCAAAAAAGAUACGAGUUAGAGCACGAGAACUGUGAAAUAUGUUUUCGUCGAUGAGAUCGCUUAUGGGCGUAGCUGCUCGGGCCGAGCAGGUCCUAGCUCGGGGUUUUGCGGCGAAGGCAGCAGCAAAGGCAGCUGCCGGUGCCCAAGGUAAGGUAGUGGCCGUUAUUGGUGCCGUCGUGGACGUUCAGUUCGAUGACAAUCUACCGCCGAUUCUGAAUGCCCUGGAGGUCCAAGGACGUAGCGCCCGGCUUGUACUGGAAGUUGCGCAACAUCUCGGUGAGAACACCGUGCGCACAAUUGCCAUGGACGGUACGGAAGGUCUGGUGCGUGGACAACGAGUUUUGGAUACCGGUUCUCCGAUUAGAAUUCCGGUCGGAGCGGAAACUCUUGGUCGUAUCAUCAACGUCAUCGGUGAACCAAUCGAUGAGCGCGGUCCUAUCGAUACUAACCUAUCGGCUCCAAUUCAUGCCGAAGCUCCAGAAUUUAUAGAGAUGAGCGUUGAGCAGGAGAUUUUGGUUACCGGAAUUAAAGUGGUUGAUCUACUUGCGCCGUACGCCAAGGGUGGUAAGAUUGGUCUGUUUGGUGGAGCCGGGGUCGGCAAAACUGUAUUGAUUAUGGAACUGAUUAACAACGUUGCCAAGGCUCAUGGUGGUUACUCCGUGUUUGCCGGUGUCGGUGAACGCACUCGCGAAGGUAACGAUUUGUACAACGAGAUGAUUGAGGGCGGUGUAAUCUCUCUGAAGGAUAAGACUUCCAAGGUCGCCCUGGUCUACGGGCAAAUGAACGAGCCCCCCGGUGCCCGUGCUCGAGUUGCAUUGACUGGACUAACAGUUGCUGAAUAUUUCCGUGAUCAAGAAGGACAAGACGUGUUGCUUUUCAUCGACAACAUUUUCCGCUUCACUCAAGCUGGUUCAGAGGUGUCUGCUUUGUUGGGUCGUAUUCCAUCUGCUGUCGGUUAUCAACCAACUCUGGCCACUGACAUGGGUAGCAUGCAGGAGCGCAUCACCACCACUAAGAAGGGAUCCAUUACUUCGGUACAGGCUAUCUACGUACCGGCUGAUGAUUUGACUGAUCCUGCUCCAGCCACCACAUUUGCUCACUUGGACGCCACCACUGUCUUGUCGCGUGCUAUUGCCGAAUUGGGAAUCUACCCCGCUGUGGAUCCUCUUGAUUCUACCUCACGUAUAAUGGAUCCAAAUAUCAUUGGAGCCGAGCAUUACAACAUUGCUCGUGGCGUGCAGAAAAUUUUGCAAGAUUACAAGUCACUCCAAGAUAUUAUCGCUAUUUUGGGUAUGGAUGAAUUGUCUGAAGAAGACAAGCUGACUGUUGCACGUGCUCGCAAGAUCCAGCGUUUCCUGUCUCAACCCUUCCAGGUCGCUGAAGUUUUCACUGGUCAUGCCGGUAAAUUGGUUCCACUAGAGGAAACCAUCAAGGGAUUCACAAAAAUUCUCAAUGGAGAAUUGGAUCACUUACCUGAAGUAGCUUUCUACAUGGUUGGCCCGAUUGAAGAAGUCGUCGAAAAAGCCGAACGUUUGGCUAAGGAAGCUGCCUAAAGUGAAUCGACUGUGUAGAAAAACGAAUCAGCAGUAAACAGUAAUUAGUCUACAGUAGAGAGCAAGAUGGAACCAGUUCUUCCGAGUGAAGCUCAAGAGGGGACAACGAAGCCCUCCCACUUUGUUCGGAGUCUUCUCUUAGCUUAAUUCGAUGUAGUAUGUAGGACUUAGGCACAGGAACAAUUCGGUACUCAAGUACUUCGUUAUGUAAUCGUAUGUCUUGUUUACGAAAAGAGGGGAACGUGAAAAUAUGGUUCAAAAUAUAGACUUAUGAUAUUGAUCGUGAUAAAA